Trypanosoma theileri is the source of this 1563-nucleotide messenger RNA. RefSeq lists its product as uncharacterized. The record is from RefSeq and is a predicted model, not a curated record. The transcript has a single exon. NCBI's taxonomy places the organism in Eukaryota, Euglenozoa, Kinetoplastea, Trypanosomatida, Trypanosomatidae. The coding region runs from base 1 to 1563 and encodes 520 amino acids. Gene Ontology annotation, cellular component: COP9 signalosome.
AUGGAAGUUUCUCCUCGACUCCUUGUGGGGGGAGCUCCCAUGAGGCAGCGGUGCCUUCGUGUAAAGCACAUUCUCUUCAGUGAUUUGGGAUGUGGUGAGGAACUUAAUGCACAAACACGCGAUGAAAUUUUUUUGAUGGGUGUGAAUUAUCUGAAGAGCGGAUUAAGUGUUUGUGAGAUGCAAGAUUUUAGCCGUUUAUGCGAAAAGAAAUGCUUCCAGCUACCGGAAGGUUGUGUACUAUCUGUUGAAGAUGAAGCUACUGUUUUGGCCCGGGCUGAUGCCGCCAUGCAAGAUGCCCUCUCAGUUUCAGAGCAUCAAGGAGAGGAUUCCUUAUCUGGGACGCCAAAUAGUUUCUCUAUGGGACCCAAAAGAAGUCGACUAGAAGCAGUGGGAAUGCGUGAACUGCGGGCUAAGAUGCGAAUGGCAGAAAUUCUGGCAGAUAUGCAUGACUAUGAUGCAAUGAAUAAGACUCUUAGGGGUUUAUUCUUGGAGGUUCACUCUAUUCAAGAAAUGACUAUAAAUUCACAGACAGUGGAUUCUGUUUUAUUAGAACUGGAGAUAGUCCGUCGUAGUGUUGAGCUUUCCCUGGGGGCUGGUGCUUUGGAGAUUGUUAAAACUCUUGUGGGAAACUCAAUGGUUUCCCUUAUCGAACACGCUUCUCGGUGCAUGCUGGCUGCACAGGGUGGAGGUUUCUCGCAUGUUGCGUUACAGCAACACCAACGUUCAGAGGAAACAGUACGAGAGAUUGAAGAACACGUUUUGUUUUUUUCCAUUGUACGAGCCCUGUGCAUGUUUGAAGAUUGCAACUUUGAUGGAUUUGCGCGUGUUUUCACCGCAAAUGGUUUGCGCGGCGCUAAGUGGGCUCCUCUUUCUGAGGAACUUAUUACAAAGCAUGGUACUGCAGAGGUUGCGUCUUCACUUGGAGCACGCAUAAAUACCCCCGGAUCAUUACCAGCAAUUCGUCACCUACGAGAUUUUGUAGAGGAAUUCAUUACAUCAGGAGUUCAUCUUGGUGUAAUGGUACUGUUUUCCGCUUUUGCAGCAUUACCACGCAUGGAGGCUAUGGAACUGAUAAUUCAGGUUGACGUUCGACAACUUUGGGAGGAUGUACCUGAGGCAUGUACACUUGUUCAGGUAUUAGAGGAAGCUAGGUUUGCUGAGGCUUUGAGUUUAGCGUCUAAAUUAGCUUCUUCUUUUCUAAAAACAGAUAUAUUUGCAUGUAAGUAUGGCGAACUUCUCUUGCAUCAGUUUCAACAGGCUGUCGUGACAGAGUAUGUUAGUAGCUUCACUACUAUAGACGUACGGAAAGCUGCCUUGCGGCUCUCCAUUCCAGAGAAAGAUUUACAACAACUUUUGCACCUGUUGAUUCUGGAGGGUCGUCUCUCGGCGAAGAUGGAUCUUGUUGCACUUGUCUUAACGAGAAAAGAAACUUGUGGGGACCUUGUAGACGUGUCGUGUCAGUGUUCCACUCUCCUAGAAUGCAUUAGUCAGAGUGACAAUUGUACUUCUGUUGUCGAACAGUCUUUGCGCGUUUUGUCCUUACACCGGAAUCGUACGUGGUAG